AUGUUUAAAGACACAAAUCAGAUACUGAGCGAGGCAAUGUAUGAAGAAGUGACACCUUCAGCAAAUCGAAUAUUUCAAAUUCUCAAAAAUUACAAGAAAAUAGGACUUCACUUAAUUGUUCAUCAUAUCACACAAGUGAUUUUAUUAUUAGUGUGUAUGAUCGUCAUCUGCUCACUAUUUGGUAUAACAGACCAUGUCACUGGUGUUGGCCUCUUAAUUUCUGAAAUGGUUAUUUCAAUAAUUUCGUUACUAUUAUAUAUGGUUUACUUAGUCUUUAUUGUCCUUGCUGUCCGGAGCCAUCCCGUCCUCACUGCUGAUAAAAAGGGUAAAAUACUUUUUGCCAAGGUUGCUAACACUCUUCAUAUCAUUUAUGUGAUUUUACUGUCGUUCAAUACGUUCCAAUCAAUCUUCUUGGCACUUUCAUAUAACCCGGGAUCACCAUUGCACGGCCAUUCUAUUGGUGGGACGAUUACCAUUUUUUUCGUGUUCUU
Entamoeba invadens IP1 is the source of this 491-nucleotide messenger RNA. RefSeq lists its product as hypothetical. The record is from RefSeq and is a predicted model, not a curated record. The transcript has a single exon. Lineage: Eukaryota; Evosea; Mastigamoebida; Endamoebidae. The annotation marks the transcript as partial.